GGGGUUGGCGUCUCUAGCUCCAUCGAUUAGGUUCGGUUGCCCAGCCUUGGAAGCCCAGACCGGUGUGGAGGAACGGUUGAACAUGCGCAUCUCGAGCGGCUUCUUCGCCGCCGUGUCGGUCCUGACCGCAUGGCUGGCAGCCCCAGUCCUCAGCUCCCCGGCGGUCAGCUACGAAAACUCGCUCAUCGAGCAGCGCGCAGACCCGCACAUCAUCAAGCACACCGACGGGUGGUAUUACUUCACCGCGACAGUCCCAGCAUUCGACCGCAUUAUCCUGCGGCGGGCCCAGACGAUUCAAGCGCUACAGGAUGCCGCCGAGACGACCAUCUGGCGGCGUAAGUCGUCGGGGGUGGGCAGCGGGCAGGUAUGGGCGCCGGAACUGCACUUUAUCGACGGCAAAUGGUACAUCUACGUGGCGUUGGGGGUGGCCAACCAGUGGCGCAUCCGGGCAUUCGUGCUCGAGGGCACGGGCAACAACCCCCUCACGGCGAGCUGGACAGAAAAAGGCCUCAUCAAGACCAACUGGGACACCUUCUCCCUAGACGCGUCCACCUUUGUGGCCAACGGCACGCGGUACCUAAUCUGGGCGCAGCAGGAGCCAUCGCGGCCUGACGAGAACUCGAGCAUCAUGAUCGCGCCGCUCCAGAACCCAUGGACGAUCCGCGGCACUGCGGUUGCCAUCUCCCGGCCGACACUGUCGUGGGAGCGGGUCGGGUACAAGGUCAACGAGGGCCCGUACGUGAUCCAGCGCAACGGCAAGAUCUUCUUGACGUACUCGGCCAGCGCGACCGACUGGAACUACUGCAUGGGCCUGCUGACGGCGACGGCGGGGUCGGACCUGAUGGACCCGGCGUCGUGGAGCAAGACGCGGUACCCCGUCUUCGCCAGCGACGCCAAAACCAACCAGUGGGGACCGGGUCACAACUCGUUCACCGUGUCCGAGGACGGGCUGAGCGACAUCAUGGUGUACCACGACCGUGGGUACCGCGACAUCAACGGCGACCCGCUGAACGACCCGAACCGGCGGACACGGGUGCAGAAGUUGUACUGGAAGGAGGAUGGGACGCCGGACUUUGGAAUGCCCGUGCCGGAAGGGAAGACGCCGGUCAGGCUGCGGGCGGAGUCGGGGGCAUAUGUGUGGUAUUACACGGGGACUGGGAGUCCGAUAUACCCGCCAGGGUUGGCUAAUACGCUAUUCCGGUUCGUGAAUCCCGGGCUGGCGGGCGGAAGCACGGUCAGCCUGGAAUCCGCGAGUAACCCCGGCGUGUUCAUGCGUCGGGUAGACGGUGGAGGGGUGCAGUUCGACGAGAGUAGUGAGUUAAACUCGGCUGCGUCGAAGGCAUCGGCGAGCUUCAACCUCGUUUCGGGGAUUGAGGAUAGCCAGGUUGUCCAGUUGGAAGCAUCGGAUCUCCCAAACCAGUUUGUUGGGUUGGAAGAUGACGGGACGCUUGUGAUGGUGUCUACGGAAAACACCAAAGCGAACACGACCUUUUCCACAAAUAUGGAGCGUAAUUGCUAGAUGCCUUAUUCAACCCCACCCUUCCCUCGACCUCACUCGGCUCCGGGCAGCUCCGGGUCCCGGUACUCGGGGUGCAAGUCUCCGGUUUGAUCUUGAACUUUAACGGAAGGCGAAAGGCGGAAGAGAGCGGCUUUGACGGUCUGCGUCGGGUUGGAAGGAAGG
This is a messenger RNA of Chaetomium fimeti, 1681 nucleotides long. RefSeq names its product glycosyl hydrolase. The transcript has 2 exons. Gene Ontology annotation, biological process: L-arabinose metabolic process. Bases 83 to 1519 code for a protein of 478 amino acids. Lineage: Eukaryota; Fungi; Ascomycota; Sordariomycetes; Sordariales; Chaetomiaceae. The record is from RefSeq and is a predicted model, not a curated record. Gene Ontology annotation, molecular function: alpha-L-arabinofuranosidase activity.